Marasmius oreades (fairy-ring Marasmius) is the source of this 754-nucleotide messenger RNA. RefSeq lists its product as uncharacterized. The record is from RefSeq and is a predicted model, not a curated record. Gene Ontology annotation, biological process: nucleobase transport; transmembrane transport. The transcript has 4 exons. Gene Ontology annotation, cellular component: plasma membrane. The coding region runs from base 356 to 754 and encodes 132 amino acids. Gene Ontology annotation, molecular function: nucleobase transmembrane transporter activity. NCBI's taxonomy places the organism in Eukaryota, Fungi, Basidiomycota, Agaricomycetes, Agaricales, Marasmiaceae.
AUUCUUCGCUGGCCUUGGAUGCAUUUGCGCGCAGUUAGGUAUUAGUAUCGUGUUGAAUUCAAUCAGCGGGAGCAUGAACAUGACGUAAGUAUUUUUCUACCCACACACGGAGCUGACUCAACUUGGCCAUUAUAGUGCACUGAACCCGUGAGCAUUACUUUAUCCCUCCCUCCCAAAGACGCUCCAGAACCCCGACACUUCUUCCCCUCCUAGUAAAUACCUCAACAUCCGUAGGGGAGCAUACAUACUUGCACUCCUCGGAUUCGCCUCCAACCCCUGGCAGUAUCUUGCUAACGCCAGUAUCUUCCUCACUGUCUUGUCUGGAUGGGGUGUAUUCAUAUCCCCGUUCGUUGGUAUGAUGCUCGCAGACUAUCAUGUGAUACGACGAUACAAGCUCAAGAUGCAAGACCUUUAUAUUGGCGACGAGAAGUCUAUAUAUUGGUACUGGCAUGGUUUUCACUGGAGACCCUUGGUGGCUUGGGUAAUCGCAGUAUUCCCUACCUUACCGGGACUGAUCAUGUUAGUGCGGGAUCCGACGUUGGACAAUAAUUGGGUAAAGCUUUUCCGAUUGACGUUCUUCCUUGGUUGGGCGAUAUCCUUCGCGACCUAUAUUCUCAUUUGCAAAAUCUCUCCACCAACUUGUCUUGGCAAAGGCGAAGAUAGACACGACGAUUCGAUGGUGUUCGGAUUAAGGGAAGACGAGAUGGAUGCGAGUAGUACUACGGAAUCCGAUGCUAAAACUGGGCUUGUCUGA